Molecule: messenger RNA, 1029 nt
Organism: Spodoptera littoralis (African cotton leafworm)
Lineage: Eukaryota; Metazoa; Arthropoda; Insecta; Lepidoptera; Noctuidae
Source: the annotation of a GenBank genome assembly
AUGGUUUCUAGGAGUUUAACUGAAGUGUUUGUAUUGAUGCGUAACAACGCUAUACACAGCCGGCACAUAUUUGCGGACCAGCGUCCAAACACGGGACAGCACAAUGACUCGGAGAGGGUACGUCUCAUGCGGAGUAACUCCCAUGACUUGGAGUCCGGAAUGGAGAUGAGAACGGACUCCCACGCGCCUCCGCCUUGGACCGAUGCACUGGAGGAAGCACACUACGUUAUCACUAGGUUAAGAACAAAACUAUCAGAGCUACAGUCUCGUCAUGAGAAACAGAUUCGGCGUCCGUCCCUGGACGACACGACGGAGCAACAGCACAUACAGCGCCUCACUGCGGAGAUCGGCCGACACUUCACACAUGCGCACACGCAUCUUACGGCUAUCAAGGCGCAGAUACGACAUGGUAACCCAACGGAACAGAAGUUAGCGACGAACGUAGUGUUAGCGCUGGUCACCAUACUCCAGGACCUGAGCGUCACCUUCCGUACAGCGCAGUCAACGUACCUGAAGUCCCUCACGUCACGAGAAGAACGCUCCAACGCAUACUUUGAACUCCCAAACUUCGAGGAACUGAGCCUCGACGACAACGAACUCCUCCCAGGUUUGUCCAACAACCAAACAGACCUACUAUUCUCCCUCCCCAGCACUUCUGGCACUCAGAAGUUUGACGAUAACGAUGACUUCUCAAGACCAGCUCUCAACCAAAAACAACUAUUACUUAUGCAAGAAGAAAACACAAGAGAUGUAGCGGAGAGAGAAGAAGAAGUGAAUAAAAUAGUUCGUUCUAUAGUGGACUUGAAUGAUAUAUUCAAAGACCUAGCACAUAUGGUUCAUGAGCAAGGCACGGUGCUUGAUAGGAUAGACUAUAAUAUAGAGCAGACUCAAGUUCAGGUUCAUGAAGGGUACAAACAGCUGCAGAAGGCGGAGAGGUACCAGCGGUCCAAUAGGAAGAUGCACUGCAUCCUCAUACUAGGACUCACCAUCAUAGUGUUAGUAAUCCUCCUCAUCAUUGUCAAGAGUUAG